UUCACAUAGAGUGUAUAAUAGACGGUCCUUACCUGACGACGGCCACUUAUUCCGGAGAUAUCGAAAUGAACUCACUUUUACCCCUUCUCCUGGUCGCCGGCCUGUCCUGCGUGUAUGGAGCAAGCCUCGACGGUUUGCUGUGCGGCCCGGUGUGCAUGAUAUAUUGUAAGUUCGGUAACGUGGAGGACGACAGAGGAUGUCCCUUGUGUAGAUGUAAGCCCGAUCCUGCUCUGGCGGCAAUGAAAACAGCAACAGAGACACCAACGGUACAAUCAUUGGAAUUGAAAACACCACAAUCAGUCUGCCCCAUGGUAAUGUGUAUGAUCUACUGUCCCACUGGAAACCUCCUUGGCUCUGACGGAUGUCCUAAAUGUGCCUGUAACCCUUACUGAGAGAUGUUUGGUGACAAUUUUUUAUAUUAAAAACAUUUGACCUUUUU
Pecten maximus is the source of this 439-nucleotide messenger RNA. Its product is annotated as BPTI/Kunitz domain-containing protein 4-like. NCBI's taxonomy places the organism in Eukaryota, Metazoa, Mollusca, Bivalvia, Pectinida, Pectinidae. The transcript is spliced from 3 exons. Gene Ontology annotation, molecular function: serine-type endopeptidase inhibitor activity. Bases 66 to 392 code for a protein of 108 amino acids. The record is from RefSeq and is a predicted model, not a curated record.